GGUCUCAACGAUGCAGCGAAGGCGGCGGGUAAACUCUGGUUCGGAACCGCUGCCGACAUCCCAGGCACGGGUGAAUCGACCGACGAGUAUUAUAUGGCUGAGUUCAACAACACCCAUGAUUUCGGCGGUGCAACACCGGCCAAUAUUAUGAAGUUUGAAUACACAGAGCCAGAGCAAAAUGUCUUCAACUACACCGGCGGCGACUACUUCCUCGACCUCGCCGAGGCCAGCGGCAAGCUCGUCCGCUGCCACAACCUAAUUUGGUACAAUCAGCUGCCAGAUUGGGUCACCGCGCCCGCCGUCAACUGGACCAACGAGACGCUGAGCGCCGUGUUGGUGAACCACGUCACGAGCCUCGUCUCGCACUUUGGCGACCGCUGCUACUCGUGGGACGUCGUCAACGAGGCCCUGAGCGACGACCCUGCCGGCGCCUUCACCAGCAACCUGUGGUACGACACCAUCGGGCCCGAGUACUUCUUCCUGGCCUUUGACGCCGCGGCCAAGGCAGUGCAGGCGAACGGCCUCGGCGUCAAGCUGUACUACAACGACUACAACAUCGAGUACGCCGGCAACAAGUCCAGUGCCGCGCAAGGGCUCGUGUCUGAGCUCAAGGCGCGGGGCAUCCAGAUCGACGGCGUCGGCCUCGAGUCGCACUUCAUCGUGGGCGAAACGCCUACGCAGGCUGCGCAGGAGGCCAACAUGAACGCCUUCACCGCGCUCGGCGUUGAUGUGGUUGUCACGGAGCUCGAUAUGAGGUUGGCCUUGGCCCCGAAUGCCACGACCGAGGCGCAGCAGGUUCAGGAUUACUAUAGCACUGUUGCUGCGUGCGCUAAUGUUGUUGGCUGUGUUGGCAUCACUGUUUGGGACUUUGAUGAUACCUACUCAUGGAUUCCAAGCACCUUCACAGACGAAGGCUAUGCUGAUCUCUUC
Messenger RNA from Cryphonectria parasitica EP155, 930 nucleotides. Its product is annotated as family 10 glycoside hydrolase. NCBI's taxonomy places the organism in Eukaryota, Fungi, Ascomycota, Sordariomycetes, Diaporthales, Cryphonectriaceae. Gene Ontology annotation, biological process: carbohydrate metabolic process. Gene Ontology annotation, molecular function: hydrolase activity, hydrolyzing O-glycosyl compounds. The transcript has 3 exons. The record is from RefSeq and is a predicted model, not a curated record. The annotation marks the transcript as partial.